Ophidiomyces ophidiicola is the source of this 4431-nucleotide messenger RNA. Its product is annotated as ATP-binding cassette transporter snq2. The transcript has 4 exons. Gene Ontology annotation, biological process: transmembrane transport. Gene Ontology annotation, molecular function: ABC-type transporter activity; ATP hydrolysis activity; ATP binding. Gene Ontology annotation, cellular component: membrane. Bases 1 to 4431 code for a protein of 1476 amino acids. Lineage: Eukaryota; Fungi; Ascomycota; Eurotiomycetes; Onygenales; Onygenaceae. The record is from RefSeq and is a predicted model, not a curated record.
AUGGGCUCUAGGGAUUUCUCCCCGCAUACUCGGGACCCAACAGACAGUUCGGACGCAGAAACAUUGUUCCCCGGCAAUGACUAUGAGACAAAGCGAGAGAAUUUAAGAACCAUACACUCUCAGGGGCAGCCUCGCCCCUUCACUGGUGUCGAUGUUAAGAGGGCUGAAGAGGAGUUUGCCGAAUUGAGCAAACAGCUUUCCGGUAUCUCGGAACGCGCUAGGCAUUUAACACACCAGCAAUCAAAUCGAAUAUCUGUCAAAUCCGCUAGAGAUCUAGAAGAGCCCCCGGCUGAUGGAGAACCAUUUGACUUGGAGACGGCUCUUCAUGGCUCGCGAACCGCAGAAGCUGAUGCUGGUAUUCGACCCAAGCGAAUCGGCGUUAUUUGGGAAGGCCUGUCCGUCCGAGGUAUUGGCGGGGUGAAGAAUGUUGUUCGAACGUUUCCAAAUGCUGUCAUAGACUUUUUCAAUAUCCCGCAGACAAUUAUGCAGAUUCUUGGCCUUGGAAAGAAAGGUAAAGAACUUGAGAUUUUGAAGAAUUUUAAGGGCCUCGCAAAACCUGGCGAAAUGAUUCUUGUUCUUGGUAAGCCCUCAUCUGGAUGCACGACCUUCUUGAAAGUGAUAGCAAAUCAACGCUUUGGAUACACCGGGAUCGACGGCGAGGUUUUGUAUGGUCCAUUUGAUGCAAAUACCUUUCAGAAACGCUUCCGAGGCGAGGCUGUCUACAACCAGGAAGACGAUGUGCAUCACCCCACCUUGACCGUUGGCCAGACCCUAGGAUUUGCGUUGGAUACUAAAACUCCUGGAAAACGUCCUGUUGGCGUAUCCAAGGCUGAGUUCAAGGAUAAGGUGAUCCGCCUUCUUCUGAAGAUGUUUAAUAUUGAGCAUACGAUCGAUACUGUAGUCGGUAAUCAGUUCAUCCGUGGAAUCUCGGGUGGAGAGCGAAAGCGUGUUAGUAUUGCAGAGAUGAUGAUUACAUCUGCCACAGUGCUGGCUUGGGAUAACACUACUCGUGGCUUAGAUGCCUCAACUGCGCUUGACUACGCAAAGUCGCUUCGUAUAAUGACCAAUAUUUACAAGACUACCACCUUCGUAUCGCUAUAUCAGGCAUCUGAGAACAUUUAUGAGCAAUUUGAUAAAGUGAUGGUUGUGGAUUCAGGCCGCCAGGUAUACUUCGGCCCCAUAGGCGAAGCACGAGCCUAUUUUGAGAGCUUGGGAUUCAAAGAAAAACCGCGUCAAACUACCCCAGACUAUCUUACCGGCUGCACGGACCCCUUUGAAAGGGAAUACAAGGAAGGCAGAAAUGAGCAUAAUACGCCGUCAACUCCAGAUGCCCUUGUUCAGGCCUUCGAAGAGUCAUACUUCAAUAGAUUGCUAGAAAAAGAUAUGGAAAAAUAUCGGGCCCAGCUGGUUGAAGAGAAACACGUCUAUGAUGAUUUCGAAACUGCUCAUCUUGAAGCUAAGCGCAAGUAUACAUCAAAAUCGUCUGUGUAUUCAAUUCCCUUCUACAUUCAGGUUUGGGUCCUCAUGCGGCGGCAGUUCUUUAUUAAAUGGCAGGAUAAGUUUUCACUCGCCGUUUCAUGGAUAACUUCUAUCGGCGUGGCUCUUGUUCUCGGUACUGUGUGGCUUCAACUUCCAAAGACUAGUGCCGGUGCCUUUACUCGUGGUGGAGUCUUGUUUAUUUCUUUGUUGUUCAAUGCCCUCCAGGCCUUUGGUGAGCUCGCAGCAACGAUGAUGGGACGGCAAAUCGUAAAUAAACAUCGAGCAUUCACUUUCCACCGCCCGAGCGCUCUUUGGAUUGCCCAAAUUGGCGUCGACUUGACAUUCGCCUCGGUACAGAUAUUCAUCUUCAGUGUCAUCGUCUAUUUCAUGUGUGGCCUUGCUCUCGAUGCGGGUGCCUUUUUUACCUUUAUUCUUAUCAUAAUUACUGGGUACCUUUCGAUGACGUUGUUCUUUCGCACUGUUGGCUGCGUUUGCCCUGAUUUCGACUACGCACUAAAGGGUAUAUCGGUGCUUAUUACACUGUUUGUUGUAACCUCUGGUUAUCUCAUACAAUGGCGAGAUCAGCAAGUGUGGCUUCGAUGGUUUUUCUAUGUCAACGCAGUGGGCCUUGGAUUUUCCUCCCUGAUGAUCAACGAAUUCAAGAGACUCACCAUGAAAUGUACGGCGGACUCCCUCAUCCCAGCAGGGCCAGGAUAUACGAACGUGUCUCACCAAGUUUGCACUCUUCCGGGUGGUGAGCCGGGUUCCAGUAUUAUACCUGGCUCAAAUUAUCUUAGCCUUCACUUUCAAUAUUACCCAUCGGAUCUUUGGAGAAACUGGGGCAUUAUGGUUAUUCUCAUUAUUGGUUUUCUAUGUGCGAAUACAUAUCUAGGCGAAACGUUGAUGUAUGGUGCUGGAGGGAAGACAGUAACAUUCUUUGCAAGAGAGACAGACGAGCUAAAGAAACUUAACCAGAAACUUCAGCAAAGAAAGCAGAACAGACAGCAGACGAAAUCAGACGAAUCUGAAUCACCCCUUAAAAUCGAAUCAAAGUCCGUUUUAUCUUGGGAGAACCUUUGCUAUGAUGUUCCUGUUCCUAGUGGUACCCGGCGCCUGCUCAGCGACGUUUUUGGAUAUGUGGAGCCUGGAAAGCUUACAGCCUUGAUGGGUGCUAGCGGUGCUGGUAAAACCACCUUGCUUGACGUCCUCGCUUCGAGAAAGAACAUUGGCGUCAUCACCGGCGAUAUUCUGGUCGAUGGUCGUAUGCCAGGUUCAGCAUUUCAGCGCGGAACCUCGUACGCAGAGCAGCUUGAUGUUCAUGAACCAAUGCAAACCGUGAGAGAGGCCUUUCGAUUCUCAGCUACGCUUCGUCAAUCUUAUGAAAUUCCUGAAGAAGCGAAAUUUGCAUAUGUUGAGGAGAUUAUUUCCUUGUUAGAACUUGAAAACCUGGCGGAUGCGAUUAUUGGUACUCCAGAAACGGGGUUGUCGGUCGAGGAGCGAAAACGUGUGACUAUUGGAGUAGAACUUGCGGCUAAACCUCAGCUAUUGUUGUUUUUAGAUGAACCAACGUCUGGCCUUGACAGCCAGUCUGCUUUUAAUAUCGUCCGCUUUCUUCGAAAGCUCGCUGCUGCUGGCCAAGCUAUUCUCUGCACUAUCCACCAACCGAAUUCUGCGCUGUUUGAGAACUUUGAUCGACUCCUUUUACUUCAGCGUGGUGGCCAAUGUGUUUAUUUUGGGGAUAUUGGAGAGGAUGCGCGUGUGCUCCGCGAUUAUUUUCACCGAAACGGAGCGGACUGCCCCCAGAAUGCAAACCCGGCGGAAUGGAUGCUGGAUGCAAUUGGUGCUGGACAGGCCCCUCGGAUUGGAAGUCGUGAUUGGGGAGAUGUUUGGACCACAUCUCCUGAACUCCAGCAGUUAAAGCAGACUAUUCUUGCAAUCAAAGCAGAACGCAUCCAAGAAAACGACGCAUCAUCUACUCCCCAGGGCACUGAAGCUGAGUACGCAACUCCUCUUUGGCAUCAGAUUAAGGUAGUGUGUAAAAGAACGAACCUGGCCUUCUGGCGGUCUCCCAAUUAUGGAUUUACUCGUCUUUUCAACCAUGUUGCCUUAGCCCUGAUCACUGGGUUGUGCUUCCUUCAACUAGACGAAUCUCGAUCAUCGCUUCAAAACCGUAUCUUCGUCCUUUUUCAGAUUACGGUCAUUCCGGCACUUAUUCUUGCUCAGGUAGAACCCAAGUAUGAUAUGUCACGCCUAAUUUUCUACCGUGAGUCUGCAGCAAAAGCAUACAAACAAUUUCCCUUUGCUCUUUCUAUGGUACUUGCGGAAAUUCCGUACAGCAUUCUCUGUGCCGUCUGCUUUUUCCUUCCAAUUUAUUAUGUUCCGGGGUUACAGUCAGCUAGUAGCCGAGCAGGAUAUCAGUUUUUGAUGGUAUUGAUUACUGAAAUAUUCUCUGUCACCUUGGGCCAAAUGAUAUCCGCCUUGACUCCGAGUACGUUCAUUGCCGUACUCCUAAACCCGCCUAUUAUUAUUAUCUUCUUUCUUUUCUGUGGUGUCUCCAUCCCUAAACCUCAAAUUCCCAAAUUUUGGCGUGUCUGGCUCUAUGAACUUGACCCCUUUACUCGACUAAUGAGUGGUAUGAUUGUUACCGAGUUACAUGAGAGGCAAGUGACUUGCAAACCAGAGGAAUUGAAUCGAUUCACCCCACCUCCGGGACAAGAUUGCGGCUCGUACAUGAAGAACUUUUUUGCAAACGGUGGAUCUGGAUAUCUCAUUAAAAACACUACCGAUGCCUGCGAGUUUUGUGCUUAUAAGAUUGGAGACCAAUUUUAUAAACCCUUUGGAAUGAACUUCGACAAUCGAUGGAGAGAUCUUGGAAUCUUCCUAUGCUUUAUUGCAUCGAAUUUGAUUCUGUUGUUUAUUGGAUCGCGGUAUCUAAACUUUAACCGAAGAUGA